Pyricularia oryzae 70-15 is the source of this 2082-nucleotide messenger RNA. RefSeq lists its product as uncharacterized. The coding region runs from base 1 to 2082 and encodes 693 amino acids. The record is from RefSeq and is a predicted model, not a curated record. NCBI's taxonomy places the organism in Eukaryota, Fungi, Ascomycota, Sordariomycetes, Magnaporthales, Pyriculariaceae. The transcript is spliced from 3 exons.
AUGGCGGGGCCUACUGGCGGAGGAGCCAUAAACCAAAAUGCAUCAAAGAUUAACAAAUCUACGGCCUUGGCAGCGCUUGGAGACAAUGAAGUAGACCAUGUCCAGGCCCAGCAAGAACAGACUGGAAUGGCUGAGGAUAUCCGCUCGCUUGCAAGCGGCGGUUGUGCCGAUGGCGUUGGCAAAUCCCACAUUGAAAGGGCCAUGGACAGUGAUGAAAGUUUGCUGCGAGACAAAGCAUCCGAGAAAACCGCAGAGGAGAGAUCUGUGUGGCGACCCCAGUCUCCAGGCAUGUUGACAGCAGCCAUGCGAGCUCCCUGGAAUAUGGACUUGGUGAAAGCGUCACGACUAUCCAAAGCGCAAUGGCUCCAGGCUCACGAAGCGAUCCUCCUUCAAUGUGGCUUUCUCGUCUGUCUCGAUGGCCAUGCCAACGAACCCCGAGAUGCUUUUCAUCCUAUCACACCCAAAGGUGGUGCGAGCACAAUUCCUCCAGAGUUCACCGGGGUCCGAGAGCUUCACGAAUACCUGACAAAACAAUCCAUGCCCUUGGCUGUUCGAAAACUCUGCCAGAAAGCCUCACCUAGCUUAUAUGCUGCCGCUUAUCCUGUCGACGCUUUAGGAUUGCCCACGCAGCCCAGUCUACCUGACGUUGAUGAUAUCGACAGUCCAGAGGCGAUCAUCCACUUGCAAGUCCCCUUUGUCGCACUUGCCUUGGUGCUACAGCAUCAUGUCAAGGUUAUACACGCCGAACUGAGUUUCGAACUUGACCCGAUCCCAGGCCCUGACAAAUGUGCCAAAACUAUCAGUACCCGCAGAGGUCCCCACAGACCCAAGAAAACGAAGCCCAUCGUGGAGAAAAUCACUGUGCCGGCUGUACCCGAUGUUGCAGAGGACAUGAAGAUGGGAAGGGAGCGAAGGAAGCCUACGCCAAAGUCUGUCGCCACUACACUUUUGGAUUUGGAGCAGGCAAGGAAGUUGGUCCCGAUAAAAGACCUUCUAGAGACCACAGAGAAAGGAACAGACUAUGCCUCCUUUCUCAAAAUUGCCAAAAGCAGUCUUGUAUCAACAGGCCGCCAGGUACACAUAACCGUGAACGAGUCCCAGGGGCAAAAGAACACGAGAAAAGCUAAAGAAAGGAUAUAUCUGACCAAGAUGGCAGAAAGACUAGUUGAGAUGUGGUUCCAGGACAAAGAAGAGUUUUUCAGAAAGGAGAGCCGGCUUCUUAACGGUAAGACCGAAAAGGCGGCCCGCAACAGAGAACCGGCUGCCAGAAACGCCGAGGUGGCUGGCCCAAGUCGCAGGGAGGAGCAUACCCUUCGCAGGCUUGCGGAGUCUCAAGAUUGGUUGGAAAGAUCGGUAGGGUCGGAUGGUUUAGAGAGCCGCAUCAGGAACCUCGAUGAGCUGCGCCACGACCUUCUUUCGGGCUACGAGAAAGCCGCGGAGCUUGAUGAGGAAUUGAGAACGCUCAAGGACUUGCAGGCAAAGCGAGAAAAGGAGAACCAGAAGGCUUUUCAAAGAGCCCAGGAGCUCGAAGCAGAGUUGUCCAGGUUGAGGGAACUGAGGACCAGUGCUUUUCAAGACGAUGAAGGCGCCACCAGCAGAGAUCUUGAUCAUAACGAAUUGGAAACGAAAACCGCUGCAUCUUAUUCUUCGGCGACUCGGCGGGCUCACAAAGGAGAGUCCUCCACCCAAAUGAAUAAGAGAAAGACCGAAGACACUCAAGUGGCACCCGCUGUUCCCCGUGAUAGACUGAACCCCCAUAAAAGGGCCCGAUACGAGCCCAAUCCUCGCGGUCCUGAAGAAACGUCAUCCAUCACAAGCCGACGGAGUAUUUUUCACGAUAGCCAGUUAUUGCAACACGGUGCUCACAUUGCAAGCUUGGCUCCUCCCGUCAGGUAUGACCAACCUUUGGACUAUUCGCUCGUUAGUCCCACCAGGUCAAAUUCUGAAGGCAGCUCGCGGAGCGGCCUAGGAGGCCAUGUUGAGCGGCAACAUAUUGGACCAGACCAUAAUAGUUUCCGACAGCAUCUAAACCAAGAGAGCCAGCUUGGGGUACCACAGGCUCACGUCCGUCGGCGUCAGUAA